UUUUCAGAAUGAGAGUUCAAUGUAUAUUGUGUAUUCUGGUAGUUCUAGUCGGGUUGAUAGGGUCUCAGCUUUCUGUUAAUCAAGCGCUCAUUGCUGGAUUUGCAGGUUUAGCACUAGCAGCUGGUCUUGGAGCUGGAGCUGGAGGACUCCUAGGUCUACUAGCUGGAGGAGGUGGCGGACAAGAAGCACAGCCACAGUAUCAUAUUUACGGCGGAGGCUAUGGUGGAGGACAUGGCGGAGGCUAUGGUGGAGGACAUGGAGGGGGAGGUGGCGGACAUGGUCACGGAUACAGGAGGAGACAGGGGUCCCAGAAUAUGGUUCAGAAAUUUUUUAACCGAGGGAAGCGAUCCAUUGAUGUUAACUCCAGCAGUGAAAACCAACUGUUUGAGAUGAUUGCUGAGAUUGAUGAAAAGGAUUGUGGCAAACGAUAUAUUUGUGAGCUAAAGGUGGCAGAACAAAAUUUAUUCCCUGAAGAAGCAGCGCUCUUGGAGAAAAUAGAGGAGAAUGACGAAGGAGACAACGCUAAGAUAUUGUACAAGGAUGCUGCUUACUACGGAGCAUUUGUACGAUCUGAGCAAUCCUGUGCAGCGAGAUUUCGUAAGUGUAGCGUAAAGACCUCUGUCCGAACUAUGGUGGAAACGAAAAAACAACAGAUUUGAAGAAAUUAUCUUGUUUUGGAAAAAUAUCGAAACAUUGCCUCUCAACCAUUUUUUGUUUCUUAUUGUAAAUUGAAUUAUUAAAGUCUGAGAAAAUUUGCAAAUUUUUCAGGAAAAGGACAAUUGUAGCCAGUCAAAUCUAGUCAAAUCUAGUCAAAACAAUGUGCAUCACUUUAAAUUCGUACAAAUGUACUAGUUUUAAUUCAAUAAUCAGAAUUUUACACUUUAAAAUUUGUGUAUAACCAAAACCAUAUUUAUCUAUAGUUUAAAUGUAUUUAUUAAGUUUUAUUAAUUGCUAGUUAAAAAUAAAUGUGAUUUGA
Molecule: messenger RNA, 976 nt
Organism: Eurytemora carolleeae
Lineage: Eukaryota; Metazoa; Arthropoda; Copepoda; Calanoida; Temoridae
Product: rRNA 2'-O-methyltransferase fibrillarin
Exons: 8
Coding region: 9-659 (216 amino acids)
Source: RefSeq, a predicted model, not a curated record